AUGCAACGGAAUAUCCGAGAUGCGGGUACUUUAGGCGCGGGGGGUGUUGAGUUCGUCCCUUUCUAUGCUUAUGGCUCCGAGGUGCCUGGAGCGGACUGGGCGACGUAUGACUUCGGCACCCCAGCGUACCUCAAAAUCUUCAAAGCUGCUCUCCGUGCUCACAAAGAGGCUGGUCUUGCCUUGGACUUUUCCCUUGGUCCCAAUCAGGGACAGGGGGUGCCUGCAGAUGUGCUCCUGAGGGAUAGCUUAUAUGGUCAGGCUCCCCACUCAGUCGUGAUUUCCGCCACCGGCGUCUCGAUGGAAAGCUUCCAGGUUGAGUUCGACGCUGCAGGAAUGGACGACCAAAGUGUCAUCAAUAGCACCAUCCAUCUCGAGCUCCCUUCUUCCGGUGGCGAAUCCUAUCGGCUUUUCGCUUUCUACCAAUACUUGACCCAUGCGCAGAAUGUUGUUGUCGACUCUAAUUUCACUGGGACGAUUUUCGACGACAAUGGUUACUACACUGUCGAUCACUUUAGUGCGCGGGGAGCGCAGGUAGUCACCAAGAUUUGGGAUGACUAUCUACUGAGUGAUGCUGAAAUAAAGGAGCUUCUCCCUGAGGUUGGUAAUUAUGGCUGGGAGGACAGUAUCGAGGCGAGAUCGAACAUAUCCUGGACCACGGCACUUCCUAGAAUCUUCAAGGAUAAGUACGGGUACAACCUGGAGCGCCAUCUUCCACUCAUCAUGUUCGGCAAUAACAACCUUGGCGUUCAGACUGCUUCUCCGGGUUCAACACAGUGUCUGCUAGAUACUUCUGACCAAGGAAAGAGAUAUUUGAAUGACUAUCGCGGUGCUUUGAUGGAGGGGUACCGUGCUUAUAUGGAGCAUUAUAUGAGAUGGACCAACGCGAUGAAUCUACAAUACUCUUCGCAGGUCGCCUACAACUUACCCAUUGAUGUCUUGGCGAACGUUCCGUAUCCGGCAGUUUUGACAGGAAAGAAAGUCAUCUCCGAUGAGCUGGGUGCCAUUGUGUCCGAGGCGUACAGCCAUACAGUUUCCCGACUUCUGUGGCAAGUCAGUCGGGCGGCUGCGGGUGGAGUCAAUCAGGUCGUGUUGCAUGGGCAAUCAUACUCAGAGUAUCUAUUCAUUCUCUCAGACGUUGUCAAGUCUUCUGGCAAGGUUAGUGUAGCUACUACCAAGCAGCCCUACUUGCUCAAUCCAUGGACCGGCGAAGAAAGCUCGGUCCUGGCAUAUCAGCAAAAGUCUGGACGUACUGUGAUUCCCUUCGCCUUUGCCGCAAACCAGACCAUGAUACUGGCUUUCAGAGACACGGAUAGUUUCGCGUCAUCAAUCAAAACCACUGAUGUCCCCACCUCAAUCAUAGAUCAUGAGUACAGCAAAUCUGGAGGCCUCCAUUUGCACGUCACAGCCAGCAGCUCCGCGAAGAUGGCAUUUACACUGUCCAACAGUAAGACAAUCAUUCAACUCAUCAACCACACUGUCGCCCCCGGCAUCACCCUCUCAAACUGGACCCUCACCGUCGAACACUGGGACCACCCCCUCAACAUCAGCGAUGCCUCGAUCAUCGCCCUCAAGCAUAACACCACCCACAGACUCAGCUCCUUCGUCUCCUGGCGCGAGAUUCCUGCCAUCCCCAAUGUCUCCGGGAUAGGCUACUACAGCAACACUCUAAUAUGGUCCCCUUCAAAGUCCGCUUCGGGUGCAUACCUUCUCCUGCCCACAGCCAUCAACGGCGCGCGUGUUUAUAUGAACGGACACCGCGUCCCGCCCUUCGUCUACCAAGCGCCGAAGAUCAACAUCAGCCCGCAUCUCCGCUCUGGCGCCAACGAGAUCACAGUAGAAGUACCAUCUGUGAUGUGGAAUUACCUCCGGUCAAUCUUUGAUGAGCUCUGGACGGGAGGCAUCCACGCGUCGAAUGUUUUCGGGAGUUCCUGGGGACCACCAGGGACAGUGGACAACGGGCUGAUUAGAGAAGCAGUGACUGUGCCGUAUGUAGAUGUUUAUGUAGGAAGGUCGUCCAGGCCACCGAGCCAAGCUCCUCAAAUGAAACGGCACUGA
Messenger RNA from Aspergillus homomorphus CBS 101889, 2055 nucleotides. RefSeq lists its product as uncharacterized. The transcript has 6 exons. Bases 1 to 2055 code for a protein of 684 amino acids. NCBI's taxonomy places the organism in Eukaryota, Fungi, Ascomycota, Eurotiomycetes, Eurotiales, Aspergillaceae. The record is from RefSeq and is a predicted model, not a curated record.